Helianthus annuus (common sunflower) is the source of this 3032-nucleotide messenger RNA. Its product is annotated as copper-transporting ATPase HMA4. The coding region runs from base 49 to 2946 and encodes 965 amino acids. The record is from RefSeq and is a predicted model, not a curated record. Gene Ontology annotation, molecular function: ATP binding; copper ion binding; ATP hydrolysis activity. NCBI's taxonomy places the organism in Eukaryota, Viridiplantae, Streptophyta, Magnoliopsida, Asterales, Asteraceae. Gene Ontology annotation, cellular component: membrane. Gene Ontology annotation, biological process: monoatomic cation transport. The transcript has 9 exons.
UCCUCCUCUUCUGCUGCAAAACCCUAAUCACCAACGUUGCCAGCAGGAAUGGGGAAUAAUUCAAAGGAAGAUAUGAAGUUACCAUUACUGCAACAAUCUAAUGACAUGAAUCUAGAUGGUUCUAGAUCAAUUGGUAAUGUGGAUCAAAGAGUUACAACCAUAAUUUUCAAAAUUGGUGGAGUUGAAUGUGCAUCAUGUUCAACCUCGAUUGAAUCCGUGCUUCAGAAUCUAAACGGCGUCAUGAGCAUCACUGUGUCGCCGAUUCAAGGCCAAGCCGUAGUUAAAUACGUAUCCGAACUUGUUAGUGCAAAAACAAUCAAAGAUACCAUAGAAGCAGCAGGAUUCAAAGUAACUGAAUGUAUAGAACAAGACAUAGCAAUAUGCAGACUCAAAAUCAAAGGCAUGUCAUGCACAAGCUGCUCGGAAUCAAUCGAAAGCGCUCUUUUAACAGUCGAAGGUGUCAAAAAGGCGGUUGUUGGUUUAGCUCUCGAAGAAGCGAAAAUAAACUACGACCCAAACGUCACCAACACAACACGUAUCAUUAAAGCGGUUGUAGACGCUGGUUUUGGAGCCGAUCUUAGACGAUCCGAAAAUGACGCAAAUAAAGUUCAUAUAAGACUACAAGGUAUCAUAUCUCCACAAGAUAUGGAUUCAAUCAUGCAAUCUCUAGAGACGUUAAACGGUGUGAAUAAUGUUGAAAUGGAUAUAAAAGAAGCCAUUGUGAUUGUUGGCUAUGAUCCGGAUUUGACCGGGCCAAGGUCAAUACUAUCGUUUAUCGAAGAUUCUUGCGUUGGAUCUAAUCGUUAUCAAGCGAGUUUACACAUACCGGAGAAACAACGCGAUACCGAGAGAAACCAUGAGAUUAAAAUGUAUAGAAAUCAGUUUUUCUGGAGCUGUUUUUUUUCGGUUCCGGUUUUUAUAUUCUCUAUGGUACUUCCAAUGGUUCCUCCUUAUGGAAACUGGUUAAGUUACAAGAUUCAUAACAUGCUUACUAUCGGCAUGGUUUUACGAUUGAUCCUAUGCACACCCGUGCAGUUCCUAAUCGGUCGAAGGUUUUACGUGGGAUCGUAUCAUGCGUUAAGGCGAAGAUCUGCUAACAUGGAUGUUCUAGUUGCACUUGGUACUAAUGCUGCAUACUUUUAUUCUGUAUACACAGUAAUAAAAGCAUCACUUUCGGAUACAUUCGAGGGCCAAGAUUUCUUCGAAACAAGUACGAUGUUGAUAUCGUUUAUUCUUUUCGGUAAAUAUUUGGAGUCUAUGGCUAAAGGAAAGACAUCCGACGCAUUAGCAAAGCUUAUGGAUCUUGCUCCGGAUACAGCGUGCCUAUUAACGGUUAACAACGAAGGAACCAUUCUUUCGGAGACAGAAAUUAACACGCGAUUAAUAGAACGUAACGACAUUUUAAAGAUAUUUCCUGGCUCGAAAUUCCCUGUUGAUGGUAUCGUUGUUAACGGUCAGGGGUACGUGAAUGAAAGUAUGAUCACCGGAGAAGCAACACCCGUUGCUAAAAAUGUCGGUGACAGGGUUAUUGGUGGUACAGUGAAUGAGAACGGAUGCUUGUUGAUCAAGGCGACUCAUGUCGGUUCAGAGACCGCACUCUCACAAAUCGUUCAAAUAGUCGAGGCGGCUCAACUUGCUAGAGCGCCUGUACAGAAGCUAGCUGAUCAGAUAUCAAAGUUUUUUGUACCCGCAGUGGUUGUGGCUGCUGUUAUGACAUGGUUGGGAUGGUUCAUCCCUGGAGUAGCGGGAAUGUAUCCGAAAAGUUGGAUACCAAAGGCAAUGGACGAGUUUGAGCUUGCGUUACAGUUUGGUAUAUCGGUUCUGGUUGUAGCGUGCCCGUGUGCUUUGGGUCUAGCCACUCCAACCGCGGUUAUGGUUGCAACGGGCAAGGGUGCAUCACAAGGUGUACUCAUUAAGGGCGGAAAUGCUCUAGAAAAGGCACACAAGGUUAACACGGUCGUGUUCGAUAAAACAGGAACGUUAACGAUUGGAAAACCCGAAGUGGUUAGCGCGAUACUAUUUUCAAGAAUUUCUAUGGAGGAGUUCUGCAACAUAACGAUUGCUGUAGAGGCAAACAGUGAACACCCAAUAGCAAAAGCCAUAGUGAAGCAUGCCAAGAACAGAUUACCGAACCACAAGACUCAAACUACCAACGACUUAACAAUAAACGAAUUCGAGGAGCACCCAGGAGCCGGUGUUGGGUGCAAAGUAGGACCCAAAACAGUUUUAAUCGGUAACAAGCGACUAAUGCGAUCAUACAACAUCCCUAUAGGUCUCGAAGUCGAAACAUACUUUUCGGACAACGAAAAACUAGCUCGCACGUGCGUGCUAGUCGCCAUUAACGGUAAAAUCGCUGGUGCGGUAUCCGUCACUGAUCCUGUUAAACCAGAGGCUGCAAGUGUAGUAUCAUAUUUACAAACAAUGAACAUUAAAACCAUAAUGGUUACCGGUGAUAACCGGUCAACAGCAACCGCGAUCGCAACGGAAAUCGGUAUCGAAAACGUGUUUGCAGAAACUGAUCCGUUGGGGAAAGCGGAGAGAAUCAAGGAGUUGCAGGAGAAAGGAAUGAUCGUUGCAAUGGUCGGAGACGGAAUCAACGAUUCACCAGCGCUGGUUGCGGCGGAUGUUGGAAUGGCGAUAGGUGCGGGAACAGACGUGGCGGUUGAAGCGGCGGACGUGGUGUUGAUUAAGAGUAGUUUAGAGGAUGUGAUUACGGCGAUUGAUUUGUCAAAGAAGACGAUGUUUCGGAUUCGUGUUAAUUAUGUGUGGGCGCUUGGGUAUAAUGUGCUCGGAGUUCCGGUGGCGGCCGGAGUUUUGUUUCCGGUUAUGGGAGUUAGGUUGCCUAUGUGGUUGGCUGGUGCAUGCAUGGCUGCUUCUUCAGUUAGUGUGGUUUGUUCUUCUUUGUUGUUGCAAACUUAUAAGAAACCAUUUGUGUAUUCUAGAUGAGGAAAACAUGUUUGGAAAUGGGAAGGAAAUCUUUUUAAAACAUGUAAAAUGUUAUAAUUAAGAAAUAAGUUGGUGUGUGUACUUGA